CUCCUUCAAAGCACAUUAUAUAAACACCACAAGAAGCCAUAUUCUGCAUUCCACCCUCCAUCUCUCUCUUUGUAUCACUCAACCCUGAAUACAUAGAUGGAUGCAUCAGACAUUGCUUUAUUUGAGGCAUUUCUCCAAGGGUGGAUGGAGAGACAAAGAGACUACCUUGAUGAGCUUAUAACAGCUCAACGACACUAUCAUGAGCUGCAAGAGGAUGAGAUAAAGCAGUUGAUCAACAGGGUCCUCAAUCACUACGGGCAAUACUUUGAAGAGAAAUCAAAGAUUGCCCAACAGGAUAUUAUCCUUGUUUUCUCCCCACCAUGGUUCAGUUCACUGGAAAAAGGCUUCUACUGGGUGGGGGGGUUCAAGCCUGGAAUGUCCUUUCAGUUGGUGAACAGUGCUGUGCCGGACUUGUCAGAAACGCAAAAGGGAAGGCUGACUUAUCUCAAGCAAGUAACCAAGGUGAAGGAGAGAGGUAUCAAUGAUGACUUGGCCAAGCUUCAUGAGGGUUGGGGAGCUCCACCGCUCCUGGAGAUGGUCAGGAGCCAUGGCAGGAUGUGUGUCACCAACUCCUUCCACUUCAGAGCAGCGGAUGGAACAGUUCCAAGCAGUUACAAAGAAAAGCUGGAGAAGAUGGUGGCAAGUGCAGAUGCUUUGAGGACCAACACAGCUUUGAAGGUUGUGCAGAUACUGACACCUCCUCAGAUUCUCGCUUUCUUGGUCGGUGUGGCUCAGUUUCAGAUCAGGGUCAGGACUUUUGGCAUGGACAAGGAUGCCCAGGAUGCAGGCCUUAGCCGUUUAGCAUGGAUGAUGCGCAUUGGGCAGUGUGCAUGUUCAGCAUUUGAUGGCGAGGUCGUUGUUGUUGUUGUUGUUGUGUGUCCCAAGUACUGUUUUUCUGUACCUAAUAAGUUUCUGUGGUGA
This is a messenger RNA of Cajanus cajan (pigeon pea), 921 nucleotides long. Lineage: Eukaryota; Viridiplantae; Streptophyta; Magnoliopsida; Fabales; Fabaceae. The record is from RefSeq and is a predicted model, not a curated record.